Rhineura floridana is the source of this 3452-nucleotide messenger RNA. RefSeq lists its product as uncharacterized. The transcript is spliced from 5 exons. Lineage: Eukaryota; Metazoa; Chordata; Lepidosauria; Squamata; Rhineuridae. Bases 889 to 1509 code for a protein of 206 amino acids. The record is from RefSeq and is a predicted model, not a curated record.
AGAGUGCAAAGAUCUCUCCGCGAGACUGGCGAGAAGUCGUGCAUCUCAAAACCCGGGGGGGGUGUUUUUUGUUUCACCUAGUCCGAUUUGAUUCCAGCCCUGGGUCAGCAUUGCAUUUCUCCCAUCCACCUUUGAUGGCUUUUUCAGGUACGUGUAACUCGACUGGGCUCGGGAUGCCGAAUGGAACUGGCCAGGCCCAGAAGGCUUAAAAACAUUUUUAGAGCCUUCCGUCGAGGUGAGGCAACUGGAUUUGCCCCAAACCCCGAAUUGUAUAGAAUAGGUCCUAUGGAGAGUAGAGACCAAUGUGAAACCCGAGCAGAACCGACAGCGGGUCUCCUUCGGGAGGAGCAGAAGAUCAAAACCAAGGCUACCGAAAGAACCAAACCAACCUCCUGGUACUUCCACCUUUGGAACAGCUUAUCUGUUAUAAGGGAGACGAGAACGGAAAGUAGUCGCAGUUUCUUCCGGUGGUGACCAAAAUACUCCAGAACCAGUCCACUUCUGGAGGAAAAGGAGAACUCAGGGCCAUCUCCCAACAUGCCAAAAACAUUUUUGCCAGAAGAAUAAUAUGCUAAUACCAAGAGAGCUGAGUGGAACCCACCAGGCGACAACAGACGGAGAGUUCAGAAUCCAGGCACAAUAGGAGCGGACACCCAUUCAUUAAUUGGACCUAUCCCAGGAUCAAACCCAAGGGAAAGAAGAGAAGCCGGAAGAAACCGGAGUGGACUGAAUGGGCUCCAUCGUGUGGGGCAAAAGCUGAUCGAGCUGGGUGGCUGGUCAAAUAAUAAGCCAUUCAUUUGAGGGGACUGGCUUUGGUCAGCCUGGCAGGUGUCCCUACAUGUAGAGCCACCAAGCUGGAAGGGAGUUCAAAGUAGACCAAUAACAGAGAUGAACGAGCCAAGUGAGGCACGGACACAUGCUCCCACUGCCAGUGUUCCCAUGGACAGCAGUGUAGUGGCCAUAAUCAUAGCUACCACAGUUUCUUCCUCCAUCUUCAUCGUGGCCAUUUUGGUGCUGCUGCUGCUUUUGUACCACCGAGACCCUCUGUGCUGCCAAUUCCUGUGCUCUUGCCGUUUCUUCCAGAGCCCCAGUCAGUAUGAUCGUCCUCCUCCGUACUUCAGCAGCAACCAGCGUCUGGUGGGACCUCAGUCUGGAACACAGCGCCUGGAGAGUGUUGCUGAAAAUCCUGCCGUACAGGGAGACGAACUAUUCUGCGUUGGACCCCCCAGCAGUUAUCAACUCCCACCAUGGGAACAGCCACGCCUCCCAAGCUAUGAGAGCGUCCGGAAGAAGGAUCGCCAGCGGGAGAUCCACCAGAUGAUUGCUGAAAGGUUUGGCUUGUGGGCGGAGAUCUCCCAGGAGUUACCACCACCCUACGAGCAGGCCCUGAGGUAUCCUGCAACCUUAUCAGGAACUGGAGCGGGUUCAGAGUUGUCAGCUGGACGGAGCUUGCCGGACAUGCUCCAAGCUUCGCCCACUUAUCAUACUCAAAGAAACACGUCGGUUUAGACUGGACAUCGGUCCCACCCUGCCUCAUCCCUUCUCUGUAACAGCAGAGUUUGGGCCGUGGCUUUCAAUUUCCACAGCACAGUUUGCCCACCCUUUCGUGAUGCAACAGGAGCUGAAUGAAACUCUCCAGAGUCGGCACAAAGCCAGCCAAAUCCCCUAUUCCCCCCCCUUUGUUUUUACUAGUAUUACAGUAUUGAGAUGGAUCCUGGAAGUUCUCCAGCUCUGGAACUGAGCCUAAGGACAACUUGACAAUGGCAUAAAUUGCUUGGAAAAGCUUAUAGUCUCUUAUUUUUAAACCCCCCCCCAAAGUCUGUAGGAACUUCCAUCAGGGCAUCAGGGAGAGCCUAGAUGCAGGGAAUCCUCUCAUGCAGCAUAGAGGGUACAGGCUGUUACCUCAGGGGUACCUUCUUGCCCUAGGAAUCAAAAAGCCAAGUAGAGACCCUACAGGGAUUUCAUUCUGCAGGGUCAAACCCAAAGCCCACCAGGCACUCCCCUUGCCAUUUUGAAGAGACAUCAACACUUCCUACUCAAAGAGCACCCUUGGAGGAAGCCCUGAUGGCUGUUACAUUUGAAAAAAAUAAUCUCCAUGGGAGCUGCCAAACUCACAAAAGUAUUCUCAGAAGGAGGUGGUUUCUUUUGUCUCUGGUCAUCUUAUUGUCACUGAUCGGGGAUGGUGGCUUCAAGUGACAGAAUGAAUGUAUUUUGCCCUCUGGCUGUUUCCAUCAACCUGCCCCUGCCUGCUCCUUGGACAAAUUCCACUGGGAUUGCUAUCUUUUUUUAAGGCUGCAGGGCAGCUUUAUGAGUCCAAAGAAAAUAAAAGGUUCAGCAAAGGGCAGGAUCUGGAGCUCCUGCAGCGAAUUCCUUCCACUCUUGGGAGUCCAAAACAGCACAAGGUUUAGGGCCAAGCCAUAUAACUGAGAAAGGGUUAAGUGCGGAGACGAGGAGUCUUCCCGCAGGAGGGAAGAAGGUGGUGAUAACUGGUAGCUAUCUAUCGCUCCCAUCAUUGUUUACUCCCCUUGAUUGUCAGUUGGAGCUCAGACAAUUUUGAUAAGCUUUAACACUGACUUUUGUUAUUUGGUUGUGGCGGGGAUUUUUUUGUACGUGACAAAGAAGCUUUAAAAUGUUCCUAAUGCCAUUGUUAAAACUAAAACAAUUCUGAUCCAAAAAAAUGUUUGGGGCCUGCUCUCCCAGUACAACAGUGUAAGCAUACUGAAAUGCUUUUUUGAGGUAGUUGGCCAUAUUCCUUUCAGUGGAAUUGACAAGGGCAGCAGUGACUCUGUUUCAUCCAGAUUUCAACCUAUAGUUAAAGCUGGGGGAAGACACAACGCUAAAUGUGCGAGAGAAACAGCCCUUGAGAAGCAUUCUCUCCACUACUGCAUCACAUUCCCUUCUUCCCUCAACUAGUUUGUUAACCACUGUUAGCUAAGCAGGGUUUACCUUAAACCAGCAUCUGACUAGUUUCAGAUUCUGUUUUAAGGGAUUGGCUUUAACUAAGGCUAACAAACUGCUGAACUGUGGUUAAAAGAAAAGGAAAUGGUUACAGGAGGGCCCCGCUUACCAGUGCUUCGCUUCCCGGCGUUCCACUAAUGCAGCGGCUUUCAUUCCCCGUUUUAAAGCCACUAUUGCGCUUUUGCGGCAUUUUCACGUGACACGCCCCAUUAUACUCGAUGGGGUUCCGCUUUACAGUGAUUUAAGCUUUACGGCAAUUUAAGAUUUACGGCAGGGGUCCGGAACGGAACCUGCUGUAUAAGCGGGGCCUGCCUGUACAGGCAGGGAAUGCAUAUCACCAUGGUUGGUCUUGUUUCUUAACGGCAUUCAAGGAGCCCCUUACAUGAAGUUUGCUUUGAGACCAGCUUUUAAAGAAAGAAAGAAUACAGGCGGGCCCCGCUUAUAUGGCAGGUUCUGUUCCGGACCCCCGCCGUAAAGCAGAAAUCGCCAUAAAG